AUGUGCAACGUUUGCAUCCCGCUCGAGCUGCAGUGGGACAGGCUGGUGAGCAUCGGGCACUAUUGGAUUGGGGACGCGAUUCUAAUGCGGCCUAGGGGGGCAUUUCUUUGCGCCAAUCCGCAUCCACAACAGCCCCCGCGCAUACAGUGUGCCUCUAUGCCGUUCGCCGCCACGCUCGACGGUAGAAGCUGGGCCGUCUUCGCCCUGGGCGCCGCCCUUGGGGCGGGACUCGCCGCCGCGCUGAUCCGUAGACCCCUCCGGGGCCCGGCAGCCUGGAUUGGCGGCAUGUAUCCCUGGGCGUCGCCAAUCUGCGCUGCGGGAAGCCACGGCAGCCGCGACGGGGAUGGGCAUCGACUGGACGGCGACUUUGUGGACGAUGAGAUCCUGUCGGAGCAGCUGACGCGGAACUGCCAGUUCUUCGGGGAGGACGCGCAGCGGCGGGUGGCGGCGUCUUUUGUGGUGGUCGUCGGCCUGGGGGGAGUGGGGAGCCAUGCUGCACAUCUUUUGCUCCGCUCUGGGGUUGGCCACCUGAGGCUGGUUGACUUUGACCUUGUCUCACUGUCCACCCUCAAUCGACAUGCUGUGGCUACCAGGGAAGAUGUUGGGACCCCCAAGGCUACGUGCCUCAAGAAACACUUUGAGCAAAUUUUGCCUGAGGCAAAAGUUGAGGCACAGGUGGUUAUGUACACAGACGAGAGCGAAGGGUCCAUUUUGACAGGAAAUCCAGACUUUGUGAUCGACGCGAUCGACAAUAUAGACACAAAGGUGUCGCUCCUGGCGGCCUGCGUGUCCCGAGGCUUGAAGGUCUUGUGCGUGGGUGGAGCUGGUGCCAAAGCCGAUCCCACGCGGCUGCGCUUUGCCGACAUCAGCGAGUCGAGUGUGGACCCCUUGGCCCGAGCCGUAAGACACAGGUUAAAAAAGAACCACGGAAUUGAGCGCGGUGUUCCUGUUCUACUCUCCACCGAAAAACCGCAGUGCGCACUUGUGUCUCUUGGUGCCAUCGAAUCUGGCAACCCGUUGGACUACCAGAUUGUCCCCGGCUUUAGAGUGCGCACCAUUCCGGUACUGGGGACAUCCCCCGCGCUCUUCGGGAUGGCUUCAGCGAGCUACGUCAUCUGCUCCCUGGCCGGAAGGCCGUUCCAGGGCGAGCCUGUGUUUCAGAUGCAGAUGGCUCAGUACGACACGCAGUUGGCAAGAUUGGAGGAGAGGGAGGAGGCGAGGGGUGUGACGCAGUCGGAGAUGCAGGUGGACGUAAACGACGUGGCCGUUUUGGUGCGGGACGUAUGGCGAGGGGUGAGCGCUGCACAUUUGGGGCGACCGGGCUGCGGCAAAGACAAGGGCCUCAACCGGAACACCAGCCACCUCGUCCUGACGCGAUGGGACUCCAAACGACCUGCCACCGCCGACAACCUGGUGCUGCUGGAGUUCGACGAGGCCGACGCCCAUGACCAGACCGAUCUCCGCGAUCUGCGGCAAAGGGAUCCUGAUUUUGUGUCGCAUGUCGAAGGCGUCCUGGCCUCGUGCAGGCGGAUGUUCGGCUUGUAG
This is a messenger RNA of Ostreobium quekettii, 1545 nucleotides long. The record is from the annotation of a GenBank genome assembly. Lineage: Eukaryota; Viridiplantae; Chlorophyta; Ulvophyceae; Bryopsidales; Ostreobiaceae.